AUCUAUGAUAAAUUUAACCUAUUGGUUAUGUUCGUCGGCUGAGCUAUAAACAACAACACUAUAAUUAAUAUUUGCUGCAAAUUUAGCAUUUGUUAUUUUAGAAAUAAUAUUCAAUAUCGACCAAAUCGAGUAAUCUGGUCCCCUGCAUUCUGUUUUGUUCAGUAUAAUGGCACGUGGCGGAUUAAGAGGUCGUGGAGGUAUAGGUCGCGGAAUAGGACGAGGGCCAUAUAAACCGAAAAUCUUCGUUCCUCGGCGUCCUUUUGAUCUUGCAUUAUGUGAAUCAUCUUUUCCAAGAACUAAGCCUGCUCCAGAUGAGUCAGCAUUCACACAGGCGUUAUUAAAAAGAAACACUGAUCUUUCACCAACACCUGCAGAACAAACAGCCAUCUUGAACCUUGUCACAAAAAUACAAACAGUUUUGGACAAUUUAGUUGUUGCUCCAGGAAACUUCGAUGCUUGCUUGGAAGAAGUUCGCCAAGUUGGUUCUUUUAAAAAAGGGACAAUGGUGACUGGUCAUAAUGUUGCAGAUAUUGUGGUUAUUCUUAAAACUUUACCAACUAGAGAAGCUGUGGAAGCAUUGGCCAAUAAGGUUAAGGAAGAUUUAGAAAAUUUGAUGAAAAAUGAAAUUGUUACUAAAGGAGAAGCAUUAAACCAUCAAACAAAUGAACGCGGUUUUGAAAUUAACAACAGCUUUGCUUGUGUUCGUGUUUUGAUAACAACAGUACAUCAAAAUCUUAGAAAACUUGACCCUGAAAUUCAUUUAGAUCAAAAGAUUAUGUUAAGCCACUUAGCUGCAAUCAGGCACAGUAGGUGGUUUGAAGAAAAUGCUCAUCACUCUUCAAUUAAAGUUUUAAUUAGGUUAUUGAGAGAUUUAAAGAACCGUUUUGAUGGAUUUGAAGCUCUAACACCAUGGAUGUUGGAUCUUUUGGCCCAUUUCGCUAUAAUGAACAAUCCUAGUAGACAGGCAUUGCCUAUUAACAUAGCAUUUAAGAGAGUCUUUCAACUACUAGCAGCUGGCUUAUUUUUACCAGGCUCAGCUGGAAUAACAGAUCCUUGUGAAGGUGGCAGUAUUCGUAUUCAUACUGCUAUGAGCCUUGAACAACAAGACAUUUGUUGUUUAACUGCCCAGACUCUCUUAAGAGUUCUUGCUCAUGGUGGUUUUAAACAUGUCUUAGGCUUAGAAGGCAAUGCUUCUAUUGCUAAAGAAAUGUCUGUAUGGGAUGGUGUGGUUGUCUCACCAUUGGACAAAGCAUAUGAAAAACAACAAGAAAAGAAGGAAGGUGAAGAAGAAGAUGAUGAUAUGGAAGCAGAAGUAGAUGAAAGUAUGGAGACAACAGAAAAUUGAGUUUAGAUAAAUUAAGUUUUGUAUCACAUUUGCAGUAAUCGUUUAAUUGUCUGUAAUUAGUGUUUAGAAAAUUUAUUCAAUCCACGAAAAGUACACAAACCAUACAAAUAUAUUAAAUGCCUUUAUUUUACAAUAAAUAGUAGGUGUUAUCUUUAUAUUAAAGUAUAGUUUGGAAUAAGACGUAUUUGUAAUUGC
This is a messenger RNA of Agrilus planipennis (emerald ash borer), 1540 nucleotides long. RefSeq names its product interleukin enhancer-binding factor 2 homolog. The transcript is spliced from 3 exons. Lineage: Eukaryota; Metazoa; Arthropoda; Insecta; Coleoptera; Buprestidae. The coding region runs from base 167 to 1345 and encodes 392 amino acids. The record is from RefSeq and is a predicted model, not a curated record.